CUACAUGUAGUUUUUACUAUCUUAUCUGUUUAUUUAAUUCUUUUUAGGGUUUAACUCGAGUGCCAGAAGGCAUUAUUUUUAAGCAAAUAUGGCUAAACUGUGCCGUUUAUUUGAUUGAUAAAACUGAAAUAUUCCUAAACGCAGUGACCAAAUGUACUCAGUGUCACUCCCUGCUAUCGACCUGUAAAUAGUCUACUUUACACUUGGGUCAACGUCAUCCCCUAAUUUCUUAUGACGUUAUAUUUCUUAGACAUCCGAAACAACAUCAAACAUGGAAUCUAUUGAGGAAGACUUUCCGCGAGGAGGGAUAACAAAGAAGCCCACUGAGAGUAAAAUAGAGUUGGAGCGAACACAAGUGGACAAUCUCUUUCAGCCAAAUGAGCCAACAGAAACGAAGAAGAGAAAGGGGACCACGAAACAAGAUGGGAAAAAAAUCAAGAAGCAAAAGCCGAAUGACAAAAAAGGAGGCGACCUGACACUCAACGCUGCAGCCAAAUGUGUGGAAAUAUUGCAUAUAAAGAAUGUGAAAGAGGGAAUGCUGAUGCUGGGAUGCGUUAAAGAGGUGUCGGACUUUGAGGUGACGGUCAGCCUUCCCUGUGGCCUGCAGGGCUACCUGAGCAUCAGAAACAUCUGUGACUCUUACGCCAAGCUGCUCACCGAGCAGCUGGAUUCAGCUGACACCGAGGAAAUAUGCUCUCUGCCCCAUCUCUUCUCUCCCGGCAUGGUGAUCAGAUGUGCGGUUGCCAAGCUGGAUAUCACAAAGGGGGGCACACUUAGCAUCCAACUAUCGGUCAAUCCGAAACUGGUCAACAAGGGUCUCGGCUCCAGCUCUCUCAAAGCUGGAAUGGUGUUGAGUGGGUGCGUGGAGAGUGUAGAAGAUCAUGGCUACAUUAUUGACAUCGGUGUCAGUGGAACCAAAGCUUUUCUACCGCACGAGGUCCUGAAAACCAAACAAAAUAAAAAAGAAGAGCUGAGGGUGGGCCAGUAUGUGACCUCACUAAUACACGAGGUGAAGAACAAUGGACGAGUGGUCUACCUCUCUAAGAACCCGACCUCUAUCGCUCAGGCCUUUGCUGAAACCCAGCACGGGUGGAGCCUCACCAGCAUCCUACCCGGCCUCCUGAUUAAAGCUACCAUCACAAAGGUGACCAAACACGGUCUGCUUCUGGACUUCCUGUCGUCCUUCAGCAGCCAGGUGGACUUUCUCCACAUGGAGCCAGACCGGACAUCCAGCUACUCUGUGGGACUUGAGGUCCGCGCCCGUGCGCUGUACGUGGAGCCGUCCAGUCGCCUGGUGGGCCUCAGCCUGCGCGGCUACCUCCUCCAUCCAGGCUCCACCGUGGACCCGACUCCCGCCGGAGGCGACCGGAUCGGCGAGGUGGUGGACGGGUGCAAGAUGAAGGCCAUGCACCACAUGUCCGGGGCCAUGCUGGAACUGCCCGACAAAACGCCGGCUUUUGUCCACAGGAACCACCUGAAGGAGCCCAGCCAGACAGCCAAUGAAAACAGAGUAUAUGCAAAGCCCGCCCACACCUGCAGGAUCCUGGACUUCAGCCCGAUGGAGCAAAUGUAUUUUGCUACUUUACGAGCGAGUGUGAUUGAGAAGCGUUUCUACAGAUACCACGACCUCCAUGCCGGUCAGAUUGUUGAGGGCACUGUGUCGGUCCUCCACAGCCACGGGAUGGUGGUGCAUGUGUCGGACCACAUCAAAGGUCUGGUUCCCCGGACCCACCUCUCGGACAUCAUCCUCAACAACCCAGAGAAGAAAUACACCGAGGGCAUGAAGGUCAAAUGCCGGGUGCUGUCGGUGGAGCCCGAGAGCAAGAACCUGUACCUGUCCAGGAAGCAGGCCCUGGUGGACAGCGCGCUGCCGCUCUUCCUCAGCUACGCCGACGCCAGGCCCGGCCGCGUCUCCCACGGCUACAUCGUCUGCAUCAAGGACUUCGGCUGCAUCGUGCGCUUCUACAACGGCGUCAGGGGCCUGGUGCCGCGCGGCGAGCUCAGCUCCGAGCCCGUCGACCGCCCCGAGGAGGUCUUCUACGUGGGCCAGGUGCUGAAGACCAAAGUGCUCCAGUGCGACCUGGAGAAGGAGAAGAUGGUGCUGUCCUUCAAGGCAGCGGCAGAGGGAGAGACGGAGGAGGCCGGCUUGCGUCGGCUCGAGUUCGAAGUGGGAAAGAGGCUGGAGGCCAAAGUGGUGAAGAAGUCGGUCAGCGGUCUGGAGGUGGCCAUCCUGCCCGACGAGGUCCGCGCCGCGCUGCCCACCGCGCACCUCUCCGACCACGUGUCCAACGGCCCGCUGCUGUGGGAGGGCCUGCAGGAGGGAGACGUCAUCUCCAACCUCAUCUGCGUCAACAGGAGCAAGCACAGCGUCACCAUCUCCAAGAAGCCGACCCUCAGGUGGUCCCUGGAGGAGGGGGUCGUCGCCAAGGAUUUCUCAGAGAUCACCGUGGGCAUGCAGCUGAUUGGCUGGGUGAAGAACAUCAUGUCCUACGGCGUCUUCGUGGAGUUCCCGUACGGCCUCGUCGGCCUCUCGCCCAAGUCGGCCAUGACGGACAGGUUCCUCGGCGACACGGCGGCCGCCUUCCAGCCGGGCCAGACCGUCUUCGCCAAAGUCACCAACCUGGACGAGGAGAAGCGGCGGUUCCUGGUCACGCUGAAGAUCUCCGAGGUCAUCUCCCCCGAGGGCGACGUCCAGACCCGGCUCAUCAACGGCCUGCAGGAGAGGAGAUCGGUGGCCCAGAUGCUGGCCCUGAGAGACGACGGGGGCCUCGGCCAGCAGUUGGCCGCUCUGUCCGUCGGGCAAAAGCUGAAGCUGACGGUGGACUCCGCGCAGGACAGCGGCGCCACUUUUAAAUCGGACGAUUUGGGCGGGGCCAGCAUUCUCGCCACCAAGUACCACAUAAUGGGCGUUAAGCUGACUCCGGGACAGAAGGUCACUGCCGUCGUCCUUCAUGUGGACAUCCUCUCGGCCUGUGUCCAUGUUUCCAUCCUCCCAAAGCUGGUGGGGAAGAAGAAAUCUCUGACCGAGGGAUCUAAGUACUCGUCGAUGGUGCAGCACGUGGACAAAGACUUUGCCGUGGUCUCGCUGAGCGACACGGCCCAGGUGACCCUGAUCCAGACCAGCGGCCACCUGAACGAGAUCAGCCUGUUCGAGUCGGACAGGCUGAAGGCCGGCAUGACGCUGGCGGUGGAGGUGGUGGAGCCCAGCUGCCCGCAGCUGGACGGGCUCCCCCUGGUUCACUGGGAGCGUGGCGGCCCCUGGCGCCAGCGCGCCGCCUCCGAGGGCCCCGGGGACUCCGGGGGCCACCGCUUCGGGGACACCGUGCGGGGCAAGGUGCGCUCGGUGAAGCCCACCUGCGUCCAGGUGACGCUGGAGGGCGGCGGCACGGCCAGCGUGCACGUGUCCGAGGUGCUGGAGGCCGCCGACGUGCAGCUGGGCUCCUUCCCCACGUCCACGGUCAAAGUGGGCAGCAUGGUCACCGGCAGGGUCAUCGGAGGGCGGGAGGCCUCCAGCCACAGGUUUCUGCCUUUCUCCCACCCCAGGUUCACCUACAACAUUCCCGAGCUCACUCUCAUACCAAGCAAACUGGACGACAGUGUCUCCUUAAAGCAAGUUUCAGCAAAAGAAAAAAUGAACAGCUACAAAGUCGGGGAGGAAGUUACGUGCUUUGUAUCAAAGUUUAUUUCAGACAAGAAGUCUUUGGAGGUCACCACAGACCCUUGUGUCACCGGCACCGUGGAGCUGCUCGCCAUGAUCACAGACGCCAAAGAUGCCGCUCACCCCGAGAAGCUGUACAAGCUGGGCCAGGCUGUCCGCGCCACGGUGGUGGAAGUCAGCAUCAAACCCCGGCGCUUUGCGCUCUCCCUCACAGGCGACCACAAGCUGGAGAAAGGCAGCACCGCUUUGGGGAAAGUGACCAACAAGCAGCCCCACAUCGGCCUCCAGGUCCGGCUCCCCUUCGGAGGCCAGGGCGUGGUGUCCGUGGCUGACCUCUCCGACGCCUACAGGCCCAACCCCCUCGAGCCGUACAGCAAAGACCAGCUCCUCAGGUGCUACCUUCUGGACAACGAAAAAGGAAAGUGGCAGUUGUCUCUGCGUCAAUCGAGAUUGAACCCCGAGAAGGCCAAGCCAGUCAAAGACCCCGAAGUGCUGUCUUUAGACCAGCUGGAGGCGGGACAGAUCAUCAGAGGCUACGUCAAGUCUGUGGGAGAGCAGGGAGUCUUCAUCAGAUUGUCAAGAAACAUCACCGGAAGAGCCGAACUUCAGCAGUCCACCAAAUACUUUGUUAGAAACCACAAGGUCUUCUCUGAGCACCUGCCCCUCAACACCCUCCUCACCACCAAAAUCCUCAGCAUCGAUAAGGGAGGGGGAGUUUGUCAACCUCUCGCUGCUCCCGGAGGACACCGGCAAGCCCGACGUCCUCCCGCAGGCCCUCGGCCUGCCGCUCCGCCUCACCGGAGAGGAGAAGAAGAAGCACGACCUGAAAAAGAAGCGCCGGCUCGCCGAGAGCGCGCAGGAACAAGCAGAAUCUGAAGUCCCGAAGAAGAAGAAGAAAAGAGAUAAAAAGAAAGGAAAGGCCGACGGCAACGACAGCGGGGUGGAGGUGUACUUCAGAGAGGAGGAGGAGGACGAAGAAAAACCCGACCUCACUAAAGUGUGUGCCGGCUCGGCGGAGCCCUCCAGGCUGCAGGUGUCUGCCGGCUUCUCCUGGGACGCCAGCCUGAGCUCCCUGAAGCCUUCCUCCGCACAGGAGGGCGACCCCAGCGACGGGGAAGAUCCAGAAGAAAACGCCAAGGCCCCGAAGAAGUCCCGGCAUGAGCUGGCGCAGGAGAAGGCGGCGGCCGAGAAGGCGCUGACGCGGCGCGAGGCGGAGCUGAUGGACCCCGGCCUGCAGCCCCAGGACGCGGCCGCCUUCGAGCGCCUGCUGCUGGCCUCGCCCGACAGCUCCCUGCUCUGGCUGCAGUACAUGGCCCACCACCUGCAGGCCACGCAGAUCGAGCAGGCCCGCGCCGUGGCCGAGAGGGCCCUCAAGACCAUCUCUUUCAGGGAGGACCAGGAAAAGCUGAACGUGUGGGUGGCCCUGCUGAACCUGGAGAACAUGUACGGCACGGAGGACAGCCUGAAAAAGGUGUUUGAGCGAGCCUUGCAGUUCUGCGAGCCGCUGCCCGUCUACCAGCAGCUGGCCGACAUCUACGCCAAGUCCAACAAAGUCAAGGAGGCGGAUGGUCUGUAUAAGACCAUGACCAAGCGGUUCCGGCAGCACCGGGCGGCCUGGCUGGGCUACGGGACGUUCCUGCUGCAGCAGGGCCAGAGCGAGGACGCCUCCGCGCUGCUGCAGAGGGCGCUGAGGAGUCUGCCCGCCAAAGAGAGCGUGGACGUGAUCGCCAAGUUCGCUCAGCUGGAGUUCCGCUACGGCGACGCGGAGAAGGGCCGCAGCAUGCUGGACAAAGUCCUGACCAGCUACCCCAAACGCACCGACCUGUGGUCCGUCUUCAUCGACCUGACGGUCAAACACGGGUCGCAGAGCGACGUCAGGGCGCUCUUUGAUCGAGUGAUCCACCUCAGCGUUUCGGUGAAAAAGAUUAAGUUCUUCUUCAAGCGUUACCUGGACUACGAGAAGAAGCACGGCACCCCUCAGAGCAUCCGGGCGGUCAAAGAAAAGGCCAUUGAGUUUGUGGAGGCUAAAGGCACCGAGGCGGCAAAUUAAAGAGCCCGAACCAUGCAAAUGCAUGCAAACUCGAGUUGGCGUGGGACACAUCUGGAGCUCCCCCUCAAAAUAAUUAACUUUUCUUUUUUUUUAAUCUUAUCAUUGUGAACGGAUGAAACUGAGAGUCCUCUAAUGAUGCACAGCAAACCUAUAAAGUGAGAUGUGAUAGCCUCUAAAUGUUAAAAACAACCACCUGUUAACAUUUCAUGGACUGUCAUUUUUAACUGUUUUGUAUAAUAGUGUGUGGGGGCACGAUUACUUUAUUCCGUUGAAGAUUUAUUAAACAUUUUUUUGCGAAAAUGACUCAACUGUAAGACCAUUACAAUACAUUACAUGACACUUUAUUUAAAAUACAAAAUAA
Messenger RNA from Menidia menidia (Atlantic silverside), 6069 nucleotides. NCBI's taxonomy places the organism in Eukaryota, Metazoa, Chordata, Actinopteri, Atheriniformes, Atherinopsidae. The record is from the annotation of a GenBank genome assembly.